This is a messenger RNA of Phycodurus eques (leafy seadragon), 1697 nucleotides long. RefSeq names its product protein phosphatase, Mg2+/Mn2+ dependent, 1Na (putative) (gene ppm1na). Gene Ontology annotation, cellular component: cytosol; nucleus. Gene Ontology annotation, biological process: protein dephosphorylation; positive regulation of canonical NF-kappaB signal transduction; positive regulation of canonical Wnt signaling pathway. Gene Ontology annotation, molecular function: magnesium ion binding; protein serine/threonine phosphatase activity; manganese ion binding. The record is from RefSeq and is a predicted model, not a curated record. Bases 229 to 1536 code for a protein of 435 amino acids. The transcript is spliced from 6 exons. NCBI's taxonomy places the organism in Eukaryota, Metazoa, Chordata, Actinopteri, Syngnathiformes, Syngnathidae.
CUGAGUGACACAACGGAGUCCUCGGUGCAAACGGGUGGUGAAGGAUGCAAGAAAAUGACCUCAGAGUUGUAUUUAAGUAGAUCUUUUUGACCUAGAUUUGGGUUCACCAGCUCAGCAAUUGCCCUGGACCUGCUGAGAAAGACUCAGGGCCGGCGCAGGGUCACCAGGAGGAGGAGGCUCGUGGUAGCCAGGUCCAGCAAGAAGCUCGAGCAGCGUCUCAGAGGCGUGAUGAGGACGGCGCGCAGAGCCAGCAAUGUGGAGGUGCCCUCCUUCCUCCGCCAGCUCGUCAAAGAAACUGAGAAGAUGGUGACCUUCUUUUUCAAAGGCGGCUCAAGAGAAAAGGGGCCCGAGGAGCAAGACAACUGCGACGAAGACGACGACAUUCCCAGCCCGUACCUGGAGAGGCCCAUUCUGGAGAAGCACGUGUCCGAGGGGGGAUCCCUGUCAGGGCUAAACUACGCGGUGGCGAGCAUGCAGGGCUGGAGGGCUCAGAUGGAGGACGCGCACACGUGCAUGCCUCACAUGAGAGGAGAGCUGCACGAGUGGGCCUACUUUGCCGUGUUUGAUGGCCAUGCGGGGAGCACCGUGGCCCAGUAUUGCUCCAGGAACCUGCUGGACCACAUCCUCGCCACAGGUGGGGUAAAAGCAAGCGAAGACCCGGAGCAGGUGAAGGAAGGCAUCCGUGAGGGAUUCCUCGAAAUUGACCGCCAGAUGCACAAACUGGCCCGAAAGGACAACUGGGACCGAAGCGGCACCACAGCGGCGGCCGUCAUGAUCUCCCCGCAGUACGUGUACGUCAUCAACUGCGGGGACUCGCGCACUCUGCUCUGCCAUGACGGCCAGCUGGUCUUCUACACGGAAGACCACAAGCCCUUCAACCCCAGGGAGAAGGAGCGAAUACAGAACGCCGGCGGCUCGGUCACACUGCAGCGUGUCAAUGGCUCACUGGCCGUGUCCAGAGCACUGGGCGAUUUCGACUUCAAGGAGGUGGACUGGAGGCCUCAGACCGAGCAGCUGGUGUCGCCCGAGCCCGAAGUGUACGAGGUGCAGCGGGCGGGCCGGGACGAGUUCAUCGUGCUGGCGUGUGACGGCGUUUGGGACGCCAUCGGCAACGAGGAACUCUGCGCCUUCGUGCGCAGCCGUCUGCAAGUGUGCGACGACCUACGAGAGAUUUGCACUCAAGUCAUAAACCUCUGUCUCUACAAGGGCAGUUUGGACAACAUCAGCAUCAUCAUAGUGUGCCUCCCUGGCGCUCCCAAGGUGUCACAAGAGGCCCUGCAGCGGGAGGAAGAGCUGGAGCGACACAUUGACAUGAAAGUAGAAGAAAUCAUCCAGAUGAUGCGGUCCAAAGAUGAAGACCCUGACCUGUUGUAUGUGAUCAAGUUCCUGGCAGAGGAGGAGAUACCGGGACUGCCUCCGGGGGGCGGCAUCACCAGCAAGCGAGACUGUAUCAUCUCUUCAUAUCAGAAACACAUCGCAGCUCUCGGGACUCACGAGCCAAUGGACAUUGGCGGAUCAGAAGAGGACUCCAACUAAAAGCAUCGCCAUAGAAACGCAGUCAUCAACAUCCUCCCCCAAGCCCAUCCACAUUUCAGAAGCGCUUGUUGACUUUUUAAUGCAGCAUACUGUACCUAUUUAUUCAAGCCAAUUUGUGUCCAUUUUUUGUAAAUACAAAAUAAAUUAACGCGGUCAUUAUG